AUGCUUAAAAUAUUACCAAAUCAAAAGAAGAAAAAGAAAACUUAAUAAUUCCGAUUGAAACCUGAAUAAAUUACAGAUCCCUAGAAAGGAGUCGUUUACCUCUAUAAUUUAUGUAAAGACUAUCGGUUUGGCAAUGAUGAACUAGACGAACUAAACAAAUACAUGCAUGUCAUAGAAGAAUGGCAUUAUCAAAUAAUGCCUAAAUAUGACUUUGACUAUUUUACAAAUAGAUUAUAAAAAUUUGGAGGGAAUAAUAGUGUUUAAACUCACCUAUAAUUCCUCAGAAAGGCUCACAAAGGUCUAAUCCCCUGGCAUUUCGUACUUAAUCCAUUAGGAGAAUAACCGAUAAAUGAUCAGACCAUCAAUUAAACCUUUAGUGAGACCAUUGCCAAUAAUUCAGUAAUCUAAGAAGAACAGCAUUAGCAAAACAUAAUAUAACAUGAUCAGAACUUGAGUUAACCAGAUCCAUAACAAAACAACUCUACUACUGUUUCACAAAAAAAACCUUUAAAAUUAUCUCUAAAAAAAUAAAAUACACAACAAUCCUAAGUCAAAUCUGUUAAAAAGGAACUUACUGUUCGUUUCAAUGAUGAAGUUCAAUAUGAACCAUCACCAAAACCUAUUUAAGUGGAUGAAAAUUUUGAUGAUAUAUUUGAAUAGUUAGAGGCUGCUUAUAAAAUAAAAGAAGAAAAGAAACUAAUAAAUUGA
This is a messenger RNA of Paramecium tetraurelia, 708 nucleotides long. RefSeq lists its product as uncharacterized. Gene Ontology annotation, cellular component: nucleus; replication fork protection complex. Gene Ontology annotation, molecular function: DNA binding. The transcript is spliced from 2 exons. Gene Ontology annotation, biological process: DNA replication checkpoint signaling; replication fork arrest; replication fork processing. Lineage: Eukaryota; Ciliophora; Oligohymenophorea; Peniculida; Parameciidae. The record is from RefSeq and is a predicted model, not a curated record.